Messenger RNA from Jaculus jaculus (lesser Egyptian jerboa), 1865 nucleotides. RefSeq names its product visinin like 1 (gene Vsnl1). Lineage: Eukaryota; Metazoa; Chordata; Mammalia; Rodentia; Dipodidae. Gene Ontology annotation, molecular function: calcium ion binding. Bases 242 to 817 code for a protein of 191 amino acids. The record is from RefSeq and is a predicted model, not a curated record. The transcript has 4 exons.
UUGUCUAUGGGAUUCCCAAUCCGCAGCAGAGUCACCGGAGCGUGUGGCCGCGGCUGCUGGGCUGGCUAGGCGCAAUCCAAGAAGGAUUUAAGCAGCCCAAAGCUCCGAGAAAAAGAGAGAGAGAAAGAGAGAGCCACUCACAGAGACGGCUUAACCGUUUCCCCGAAUUAAAACACAUAUAAAGAACUGUUGAGUUUUACCUUUUUCGUUAAGUGACCGUGCGCAGCGCUAUAACUGCACAAUGGGGAAACAGAAUAGCAAACUGGCCCCUGAAGUCAUGGAAGACCUUGUGAAGAGCACCGAGUUCAACGAGCAUGAGCUAAAGCAGUGGUACAAGGGAUUUCUCAAGGACUGUCCAAGUGGGAGGCUGAAUCUCGAGGAAUUCCAGCAGCUCUAUGUGAAGUUCUUUCCCUAUGGAGAUGCCUCCAAGUUUGCACAGCAUGCCUUUCGCACCUUCGACAAGAACGGGGAUGGCACCAUUGACUUCCGAGAGUUCAUCUGCGCCCUAUCCAUUACCUCCAGGGGCAGCUUCGAGCAGAAGCUGAACUGGGCUUUCAACAUGUAUGAUCUGGAUGGAGAUGGCAAGAUCACCCGGGUGGAGAUGCUGGAGAUCAUUGAGGCUAUCUACAAAAUGGUGGGCACUGUGAUCAUGAUGAAAAUGAAUGAAGAUGGCCUCACGCCAGAGCAGCGAGUAGACAAGAUUUUCAGCAAGAUGGAUAAGAACAAAGAUGACCAGAUCACACUGGAUGAAUUCAAAGAAGCUGCAAAGAGUGACCCUUCUAUUGUAUUACUUCUGCAGUGUGACAUUCAGAAAUGAGCUGAUGUUAAUGCUAUGGACUGCACAGAAGUCUCAAUAUUCCAUUCAGUCUGCAGCUACACACACACACACACAUACACACACACACUCUCUCUCUCUCUCUAUUGCUUGGACUAUCUAUAAACGGACUUGCUUCUUGUGUUUGAAACACUUGUGUGCAUGAGAAUGUCAUUUGCUAAUGAAUUUUAAAAGCAUAUAUUAUAAAACAAAACAACCUGCCAUGUGAUAUGUGUAAUGUCAUUUCAUUAAAAAAUAUCCUCCUCCUAAGCCUGGGCAGAAAUGUGCUGCUAAAUUACAUGAUUUCUUGUACAUGUUUUGCUAAUGCUUGUGUCUCCAUGAUUACAUAAUGUUAGUAGCACUGAGACCCCCACAGAAAUGUAACCUAAUUAUGAGCUGUGUCACCAUUCUCCUGUAAAAUCGUACUGGACAGACACACAGGAGGGGCCCUUGGCUCCAUAUGUGGUCCACACACAAGAGCUUGUAUUAUCAGUGAAUAUAAAAUGUACUACAUUUGCAUGCCUUUUGGGUUUGCCUUAAUCCUUACCUUAUUUGCAUCCUAUCAAUCUGGAAAGAGCUGUUUUGGAUGACGGCAGUAUAAAACUUAAAAAUUCUGCUAAAUAAUUAAGUAUUACCUAUAUACACAUAUACACAAUGAUACUAUUUAUUGAAAGUUUAAAAAAUAUGGAAGUGUACUGAUUUCUGUUUGAAUUUUCAAAGGCUUCCAAAAAGGCAGCACUAGAUGUCCCAAGUAAAUUUAAAACAUUUGAUUUAUUCCCCUAAUUCUGAUUUUAUAAUUUCCAACUUGAAAGAAAUGUUCCUAGUAGUAUGGGGUCAGCUAGAAAUGAUUUAAAAAUCUACCCUUAAAAAUGCAUCCUUGAAAUUUGAAGAAUGUAUGACAAUAAAAAGAGAAAAGAUCAUUUUCCAACUUCAUCCAGCCCUUCCCCACAGAGAGACAAGUAAUAUGGCAUGUAACAUUAAAAAAAAAAAGACUUGUUUAUUCUGAGAAAAAAAUGCUCAUUAUAUGACAAUAAACUUUAUGUCAGUGUGA